AUGGACCUCACUGCCGCAGAUAAUAAAUUUAAUCAUCAGGGAACCCGCAUUAUCGAGUACAUGAUGCGUGACGAGGAAGGGGUUUACAACGCCCUUCAGGAAGAAGCUGGUGUCGACAAGGCGUGGAUUCGGUGGAAAGAUUUCAAGGUGUUUGAUUCUUUUUGCCGUACGUGCCCUCCAAAGGCAGAUGGCUGCCAUCCCGACUACUGCGGAGACGACUACAUCCAGCAUAAGGAAUUUCCGCGCUGCAUCGAGGAUAAGAAUAAGAUCGAGGUGGAAAACCCAACUAUUCUCCACUUGGAAGAUUUAUCUGUCCUUACAUUCGCUACCUUACUCGAGAUGAAUAUAGGAGUAUCGUCUAAGUCCAUUGAGGAGGUCAAAAAGGAGAAGGAUAGAAAGACAACGGAACUUGUUCUUAUAGUCCUGAUAUACCUUUUGCGGGAUUUGUCGGCCGGGCAGCUGGCGUCGCCUCUAACUUUGCUGUGGCUGCACUUAUUAUCGGUAUAA
This is a messenger RNA of Microsporum canis CBS 113480, 507 nucleotides long. RefSeq lists its product as uncharacterized. The record is from RefSeq and is a predicted model, not a curated record. NCBI's taxonomy places the organism in Eukaryota, Fungi, Ascomycota, Eurotiomycetes, Onygenales, Arthrodermataceae. The transcript has a single exon. Bases 1 to 507 code for a protein of 168 amino acids.